This is a messenger RNA of Notechis scutatus (mainland tiger snake), 1946 nucleotides long. RefSeq names its product solute carrier family 1 member 1 (gene SLC1A1). The record is from RefSeq and is a predicted model, not a curated record. Gene Ontology annotation, biological process: L-glutamate transmembrane transport. NCBI's taxonomy places the organism in Eukaryota, Metazoa, Chordata, Lepidosauria, Squamata, Elapidae. Gene Ontology annotation, cellular component: plasma membrane. Gene Ontology annotation, molecular function: glutamate:sodium symporter activity; L-cysteine transmembrane transporter activity; L-glutamate transmembrane transporter activity.
ACGGCGCGCGUCCCCUAGACACGCUACCCAGGCAGAUCCGCGCUGGAACGCGACGGCCGCCCGGAGAGCUCGAGCCGUAGCCUUCCUGCUGCCGUUGACGCCUCGGCCCCUCCGCUCCUCCACCUGCCUUCCGACGACGACGCGCCCCCAGAUCGCUCCGGCGCGCCCGUAUCCCGCCAGCCUCCUUCGCCGCCAGCCUCUCUUCGGCGGCCGCGGCGGCUAAAAGGAGACGCCAUGGGGAAGGAGACGCCGGGCAAGAAGGAAGGAUGCGAUUGCAAGCGGUUCCUGAAGAACAACUGGCUGCUUCUCAGCACCAUCCUAGCCGUGGUCCUGGGAAUAGGACUAGGAGUUGCUGUUCGGGAAUAUGGAAAGCUCUCCAACCUGGACAAAUUUUACUUUGCAUUUCCUGGAGAAGUUCUGAUGCGAAUGCUCAAACUCAUCAUAUUGCCAUUAAUUAUAUCAAGCAUGAUAACAGGUGUUGCUGCAUUGGAUUCCAGUAUUUCUGGAAAGAUUGGCCUGCGAGCAGUUGUGUACUACUUCUUCACUACUGCCUUAGCUGUAAUUUUAGGGAUUGUAUUGGUUGUGACUAUCAAACCAGGAGUAUCUCAGAAAGCUGAUGAAAUUGACAGGAUGGGGAGCACUCCGGAAGUGUCUACAGUGGAUGCCAUGUUAGACUUAAUUAGAAAUAUGUUUCCAGAAAAUCUAGUACAGGCUUGCUUCCAACAGUAUAAGACCAAACGUGAAGAAAUAAAAAUUACAAGCACAGAUAAAAAUGGAACCUUUCCUACAGAUGAACCAAUCACAGCUAUAAUGCCAACUGAGAGUUCACAGAACAAAACUAAAGAAUACAAAAUAGUGGGCAUGUAUUCGGAUGGUAUUAAUGUGCUUGGAUUGAUAGUCUUUUGUCUUGUCUUUGGAAUUGUUAUUGGGAAAAUGGGAGAAAAAGGACAAGUGCUGGUGGAUUUUUUCAAUGCCCUGAACGAUGCCACAAUGUAUAUAGUUCAGAUUAUUAUGUGGUAUAUGCCUCUAGGUAUUUUGUUUUUGAUUGCUGGAAAGAUAAUAGAAGUUGAAGACUGGGAGAUUUUUCGCAAAUUAGGUCUUUAUAUGGCCACUGUAUUGAGUGGACUUGCAAUCCAUUCUGUGGUAAUUCUACCACUAAUAUAUUUAAUCAUAGUGCGGAAAAAUCCAUACCAGUUUGCCAUAGGUAUGGCUCAAGCACUAUUGACCGCACUCAUGAUUUCUUCCAGUUCAGCCACUUUACCCGUAACUUUUCGCUGUGCAGAAGAAAAAAAUCAUGUUGACAAGAGAAUUACUCGAUUUGUUUUACCAGUUGGAGCAACAAUCAACAUGGAUGGAACUGCACUGUAUGAAGCAGUGGCUGCCGUUUUUAUUGCACAGCUUAAUGACUUAGAGCUAGACAUUGGCCAAAUAGUAACCAUUAGUGUGACAGCAACAGCUGCCAGCAUUGGAGCAGCAGGAGUACCACAGGCGGGCCUUGUUACCAUGGUGAUUGUACUGAGUGCAGUAGGACUGCCAGCUGAAGAUGUUACCCUCAUUAUUGCCGUGGACUGGCUUCUGGAUCGAUUCAGAACAAUGGUUAAUGUUCUUGGUGAUGCCUUUGGAACUGGAGUUGUGGAGAAACUCUCCAAAAUGGAACUAGAACAGAUGGACACCAUCUCUGAAGUUAACAUUGUAAAUCCUUUUGCUUUGGAAACAACCGACAGUGAGGAUAAAGAGACAAAGAAAUCCUAUGUGAAUGGAGCUUUUGCCGUUGAUAAGUCAGACACCAUAUCUUUCACCCAGACAUCACAAUUCUGAGGUUGAUUGACUAACAGAGGGCCACAUUGGAUUAAAGGACAUGAGAGACCCUAAGUCAAUCCAUACCUUGGGAUCAUUACACUAUCGAUUCCUCAUGCUGUUUUUUGUCUUCUGCCUGUAUUCCUACA